Messenger RNA from Dinoponera quadriceps, 1122 nucleotides. RefSeq lists its product as uncharacterized. Gene Ontology annotation, cellular component: plasma membrane. NCBI's taxonomy places the organism in Eukaryota, Metazoa, Arthropoda, Insecta, Hymenoptera, Formicidae. The record is from RefSeq and is a predicted model, not a curated record. Gene Ontology annotation, biological process: detection of chemical stimulus involved in sensory perception of smell; sensory perception of smell. Bases 1 to 1122 code for a protein of 373 amino acids. The transcript is spliced from 5 exons. Gene Ontology annotation, molecular function: olfactory receptor activity; odorant binding.
AUGUUCCCGAAUAAAAACUACGAGAGUGACAUAAAAUAUACGAUCGAAUUAAAUCGCUGUAUCUGUCGCUUAUUGGGUAUCUGGCCGAAUAUGAACGCGAGGACCUCGUUCGUCGAAAAUCUCAGAAACACCUUGCUGAUUCUGAUUUGCUAUGUCCUCCUCUGUAGCGAGUUAAUCCCGACGGUCCUCUAUAUAAUCAUCGUCGAGAAACGUUCUCGCAUUCGAUUGAAGCUUAUAUCGUCCGUGAUGUUCACAACGUUAGCGGUGCUCAAGUAUUGCAGCUUGGUGUUCAGCAGGAAUCGAAUGAGGAAUUGCCUGACGUGGGUGCAGGACGACUGGCGGAAUGUCGCGAGCGCGAAUGCUCGUGACUCCAUGCUCGACAAGGCCAAGAUCGCGAGGAACUUGAUUAUUCUGUGCGGUAUAUUCAUGUAUACGUCCGGCUUGUACUUCCGCACGGUGGUGCCGCUGAGCAAGGGAAAAUCCGUUACCGAUCAGAACAUCACGAUCAGAUAUUUGCCGUGUCCGAGUUACUUCGUUUUCUUCGACGGGCGGAUCAGCCCCGCUUACGAGAUCAUGUUUUUCAUGCAGUUCUUCUCCGGACUAGUCAAGUACACCAUCACAGUAUCGAUCUGCAGCCUCGCCGCGCUCUUCGUCAUGCACACGUGCGCACAGUUGGAGAUACUGAUGAUGUUGAUGGACAAUUUGGUAAAGGAGGAAGAAGUCAAGAACUUGGACAUGAAGCUGGCUGUGACAGUGGAAUAUCAGAUCAGGAUGCAAAGUUUCUUGCAAUUGGUGCAGAACACUUUGGAGCACACGAGUCUGCUGGAAUUGUUGGGAUGUACGAUGAUCGAGUGGGAAGAUCAAAAUGUUGUAGCGAUGGGCUCGUAUCUCGUUCUACUCACGUCAAUCGGAUUCAAUAUUUUUAUCUUUUGUUUUAUCGGUGAACAGCUCGCUACAGAGGGUGAAAAACUGUCAUUGACAGCAUGUACAUUGGACUGGUAUCGUCUUCCUGAUGACAAAGCAAGAGCACUAAUUUUAAUCAUGGCCGUAUCGAAUAACCCAGUAAAAUUUCGAGCUGGAAAGUUUGUUGAUCUUUCUAUUAGGACUUUCGGAGAUAUGUAG